AUGGUCAAAAACCAAUUUGGCGCCAAUUUCAAGAUUGGCUCACCUGGCAUUGGGAUUUCCAAUUUCAAGAUUGGCUCACCUGGCGUUGGGAUUUCCAAUUUCAAGAUUGGCUCACCUGGCGUUGGGAUUUCCAAUUUCAAGAUUGGCUCACCUGGCGUUGGGAUUUCCAAUUUCAAGAUUGGC
This is a messenger RNA of Sphaeroforma arctica JP610, 183 nucleotides long. RefSeq lists its product as hypothetical. The record is from RefSeq and is a predicted model, not a curated record. NCBI's taxonomy places the organism in Eukaryota, Ichthyosporea, Ichthyophonida. The annotation marks the transcript as partial. The transcript has a single exon.